ACACACACAAGCAUUCACGGGCUCGCACACAGAGAGAAAAUCCUCUUGCCUGUUGAUUUAUGGAAACAAUUAUGAUUCUGCUGGAGAAAUUCUCAGCUGAGAAAUAGUUUGUAGCUACAGUAGAGAGGCUCAAGUUGCAUAAGGCAGACAACAGACAUGGAAUUCUUGUGUAUCCAGCUGUUAUAAACAGAACAAAAGCCAAAUAGCAAACAACGUCAUAGCAACUGAGUUUGUUACAACCUGUUUUUAUAAGGAUAUAUCAACAGAAUUACUUGCGGAGAAAUCCUAUAUUGUUAUCAGGAACUAAAAGGAUAAGUCUAACAUUUGGAAAGAGCAACUCCUCUUUGUUAAAUCAAACUCCAAUUCAGAUAGGAAGAGGUCCAUGACCUAGGAGUAACCAUCAACUCAAGAUUUAAUUUUCAUUAUGUUAUUCAUGAACACCUGGAGCACUACACUAUAAUGCACAAAUGGAUACUGACAUGGAUCCUGCCAACUUUGCUCUACAGAUCAUGCUUUCACAUUAUCUGUCUAGUGGGCACUAUAUCUUUAGCUUGCAAUGACAUGACUCCAGAGCAAAUGGCUGCAAAUGUGAACUGUUCCAGCCCAGAGCGACAUACAAGAAGUUAUGAUUACAUGGAAGGAGGGGAUAUAAGAGUGAGAAGACUUUUCUGUCGAACACAGUGGUAUCUGAGGAUUGAUAAACGAGGCAAAGUAAGAGGGACUCAAGAGAUGAAGAACAAUUACAAUAUCAUGGAAAUCAGGACUGUGGCAGUUGGAAUUGUGGCAAUCAAAGGGGUGGAAAGUGAAUACUAUCUUGCAAUGAGCAAAGAAGGAAAACUCUACGCAACGAAAGAAUGCAAUGAAGACUGCAACUUCAAAGAAUUAAUUCUGGAAAACCAUUACAACACAUAUGCAUCAGCUAAAUGGACACACAGUGGAGGAGAAAUGUUUGUGGCCUUAAAUCAAAAGGGGGCUGCGGUAAAAGGGAAAAAGACAAAGAAAGAACAAAAAACAGCCCACUUUCUUCCUAUGGCAAUAACAUAAUCAUUCACAGUAUGUAAGAAACCAGUUCCAGCAGGGAGUUUCUUCAAGUGGACUGUUUUCUUUCUUUUUUUCUCUCUCUAUUUUUUUUUCAGAAACCAAGAAAGGCUGGAAAACUACUGAAAAAACUGAUCAAGCUGGACUUGCGGAUUUAUGUUUAUUUUAAGAGACUGCAUUAAAGAAAGAUUUGAAAAACUAUACACAAAAAUCAGAUUUAGUAACUAAAAGUUGUAAAAAAUUGUAAAACUGGUUGUACAAUCAUGGUGUUAGUAAUAGUAUCUUUUUUCUUAAAUUAAUUUACCCUUAAAUGUGUGUUAGAUUUGAUUAUCUGAUAAUGAUUAUUUAAAUAGUCCUAUCUGCUUAUCAAAUGGCUGCUAUAAUAAUAAGAAUAAUGCAGAUGAUGUUAUAUAGAUAUUUCAGACCUAAAGGCUGCUGGAAUGACUGUCAGAUAAUCAAAUCAACAUUAAUUAUGAAAGAUGAGCAGUAUUUAAAAUUUGUUUUAGUAAAAAAAAUGCCCACUUAAACACCAAUCAGAGAAAAAAGAAAAAUCUUCAAAAUUUCUGUUGUGGAACUGACUCAAAUAGUUUUAAAAAUCAUGAGAUUAGUACAUGAUUGUGCCUAAGAACAAAAUGCCUAAUGCUGCUCAAUUGAAAGCAGUUGCUAAAAGGAUGUUUUCAAAAAUCUUGUAUAUAGAAUAACAAUAAUGACAAUACUAUAUUUCAUCUCACUUGCCACAACAUAACUUUUUAUAACCUGUAAAAGUAAAAUUCAGAAAUCUUUUUUUUCCUAAUAACAUAAUCUGUCUUUCACAUAACUCAUAUUCUGGAAUAUGUUCUUCCCACAAAUAAUCAUGCUUUGUUUCUGUGGUUACAGCAUUAAACUCUAUUUUAAGUUGUAUUUGAACUUUAUUGUUUUGUUAUUUAAGUUUAUGUUAUUUAUAAAAAAAUCCUUAAUAAGCUGUAUCUGUUUCAUAUGCUCUUAAUUUUUAAAUAACAAACUGCUUGACCCAAGUGCAAAUUUCCCCUCCCCAUGUGACUGACACUAAGUGUAACACACAGUACCUGGGCCAGCAAAUCCUGGACGGCAGACAAAAAUGACAGCCUGCAGCAGUGCUUACAGCAGUGUCUUACAGGGAGCAGUACAAAUAGGUGAAAAAUGGUUUGCUAAUACUCUUGCCAACUAAAUUGGAUCCUAUAAGUAACAUCACUCUAGAUAACUUGCAGAUUUAAAAAAUUUAAGUUGGAAAAUUUUCAAUCUCUACAGAUAUCCUCCAUCCAAAAGAUGGCAGCAUUGAAUGUUAUACAUAUAAUUAUACAUUAUAUGUAAUUUUUAUAUAUAAAUUAUAUAUAUACAUACAUAUAUAGAUUUUUUUUCCUUCUGUGAGACGGCAAGAGCACAACGCCCAAAACAAAGCAUUUAGGACCCUGAGUAACACAAAGACUUGAGGGCGGACUAGGGAUCACAGACAUAUCAGAAAAAAAAAUGAGUUUUCACUUUAAAGUUCUAACACUGACAGACCUUAACAUUGCUUUUACAGUCACCAAAUGGAAGGUAAACCUUUACUUAAAUCAUUGGGUGCCAUUCAUCGUACUUUAAAUUCAAAACACCUGGCAUCAAAAUUCUGCUCAUAAGUAUUAUUUGGUAAUGUACUUAUAAGUGAGAGUUGCAUGAAGAGGGUAGAUGAACUGAAACCAGUGACUUGAUUUUCUCAUGGAUCACCUGCAUUGCCAGGCUGCAAGAGGUUAGAACUCAUUGCCUUCCCUCAGAUCUAAACUGGGGAGGAAGUCUUGAAUGUGAUUCCAAAUUAUCACAUGGCUUAUAGGUCUUGCUGGCCCAGGUCCCUAGUUGAGGCUUUUGUGACUGCAAUCUAUGAAUAUCUUGAGGACAGAGGAGAACUGAACUUUUUCGUAUUAAUUUUCUUUGUGCCUAGAGCAGUAUCGAUAAAAAUUUUUCCAUAAAAUAGAAUAUUUUUAAAAGUUCAAAAUUAUACUAAUCUUAACUUCAUUUUAAAAAGUUAACAGAGAAAUAUGACUACAUAAAAACUUAAACAGGAAUAGUGUGUAUAUACAAACAAGAUGCUAGUUCUGUUAGGACCAAGUAUUCCUUAUCUAUGGAGUUAUAGUUAUCACCAAAUGAUACAGCAGUGCAGAAUUAGGUAAAAAUCAUCAUUAGUAGUAAGUGAGUUUCUGGUAGUCUAGGUUAUUUAAAAAGUCUUUUUAGGAACAUAUACUUUUAAUUCUUUGUUUUACUCCUCUUUGAAACAUAUAUUACAAAAAUUUUAGACAGUAAAAUGUGCUCUAGUUGCAUACACUUAAAAUUAUAGAAUUCUAAAACUGUAAGAAUGUUUAACCCUCUUACUCUUUUGUAGAUCUGGAAACUCAGAUUUUCUAUAGCUAAAUUUAUGUAGUUGGAUGGGUCAGCAGAGUCUUGGUAAUUUAAUAUGCUAUUAGAUGAUGAUUAUUAGCUAGUAGUCUUCUGUUUUUGCAUUUUAUUUUUAUUGACACAUGAUCAAAAGUUUUGUGAAUCAUUUCACACAUAAGGACUAGACUAUAUUGUGAUGAUGUGACUUAAAAAUAUUCUAAUUUCCAAUCAUGAUUCUUAUUCAACUCUUAUAUGUAUCAUUUAUAAGUGGAAAACCUUGUGAAAAUUAUCCUUAUGAAUAGAGUAACAAAUGCUUUUAAAAGGGAAAGUAAGUUGAAUGCAGAGGUUUCCAAUAAUCAGGAAAGAAAAGAUAAAAAUACGACUGCUAAUAAAAUAAAAUAUACUUUUGAUGAAGUAAAUGAUUUUGACAUCAAAUAUAAUAUGAAUUAUCAGUCUUCAAGCUGGCUGUAAAAUCAAUUUAGUGACAGUAAAGAAGAGAUGCUAGAGAAAUGUGCUUAGAGCUUCUAUGUCCUAAGAGUUUGCUCUGCUGGCUCUCUGUAGUGCCAAAGAAAUAGAUGGCUAUGGGACACAGCUGUAGUAAAUGCAAUUCCAUAGGUACAUAUCCUUUAAGUAGUUACUGUCACAAUUUUGUACUGAAACAUGUAUAACAUUGAACAUAGAAUAAGUAUAGCAAAGCAUAGAACUAUUGCUCUUAAGGAAUAAUGCAUAGGUGUCCUGACCAAAGACAAAAAAAUUCCUCACAAUAUCUCAUGUCUUAAAAUACAAACAAUUUUCUGCAUUUUAUACAUUUGUGUUUGCACUAAAAUAAAGAAUGUCUGCAAUUAAUACCAGUGAGUCAAACUCAUGCUUCAGAAGAACACACAAGAUUUAUCAUGUGGCCUUAUUUACACCCCUUCUUUAUUUCCACAUAUUUGUCUUGCAUGAAUAUGAAACACAAAAUCCUCUACCUCCCUUUCUUCAACUCUAUAAAUAAAUAACACAUGUCUAAAUAAAAGCAAAACUUAAAAUGAAUUUACUAUGUACAGGAAUAGUAUAAAAAUAUUUACUGGCCCAUAUGAGUGGUUACUGGUCAAUUGGAAUAUAUCACUGAUGUAUCAGAAUGGAUGUAAGCCACAAUGAUUAAUGUGUGGCACCGAAUGAUUAUUAGCCUUGACCAUUUUUAUGAUACACAUUCUAAAACAUUUCUUAAAAAAUAUCUAUUAAUUGGUCUGUCUUGUUUAAGUGCUAAAUGUGUAACCAACUAUGAAACAGUUCAUUAAAACUUCCUGUCUUACUGCUUCAGCAUUGUUGUCAGGUUACUCUUUAUUCUAUGUCUCUACUUAUUCUAUGAAUCAGCUGCUUUUAAUACAGGUGACUUGUUCGUUUAUGGUCACAUAUGUUCCCACACACCAUCUUCCAAUUUUGAAUAGUUUGUCAAGAGCUGGCUUCUUUUAAAUAAAGAAAAAUUUAUAGGAAGCAAGAAAUAAUAAAAUCCUCCUUUCUUCUCAAAA
Ochotona princeps (American pika) is the source of this 4913-nucleotide messenger RNA. It is a transcript of the gene FGF7, whose product is annotated as fibroblast growth factor 7. The record is from RefSeq and is a predicted model, not a curated record. The coding region runs from base 460 to 1044 and encodes 194 amino acids. Gene Ontology annotation, molecular function: growth factor activity; type 2 fibroblast growth factor receptor binding. Gene Ontology annotation, biological process: fibroblast growth factor receptor signaling pathway; positive regulation of peptidyl-tyrosine phosphorylation; positive regulation of gene expression. Gene Ontology annotation, cellular component: cytoplasm. The transcript is spliced from 4 exons. NCBI's taxonomy places the organism in Eukaryota, Metazoa, Chordata, Mammalia, Lagomorpha, Ochotonidae.